Aspergillus niger is the source of this 552-nucleotide messenger RNA. RefSeq lists its product as hypothetical. The record is from RefSeq and is a predicted model, not a curated record. NCBI's taxonomy places the organism in Eukaryota, Fungi, Ascomycota, Eurotiomycetes, Eurotiales, Aspergillaceae. The transcript is spliced from 3 exons. The coding region runs from base 1 to 552 and encodes 183 amino acids.
AUGCCACAUUUGGACGACAACAGACCAUACCACGAUGGUCUUCACCAUUGUGACCAUUGUAUUCGUGAGUGCACCUCGCCCCCGUCACAAGCAAAGUCUGAUAUUGGGAUUUUUUUAAUUUUUUUAGCUUCCACUUACAUUUCUCUCUUCCAUCUUUGCGCUCGAUAUCGCCCAAUUUACUCACGGGCCUUCGGGCCGUCCGCAGUUUCAGAGCUGGUGGAUCUUUCCUUUGAUCUCUGGGAUGACCUCUUCCCCGCUGCUUCUGGUCCCGGACGCCAACCCCCCAGAGGGUCAUAUGAUGCCAGUCGAUACGGGCGUGGACGGGUCCGCUCUAUGUUUUCUAGAAAAAUACCGAACAAGUCUGAAGAUGAUAAAUCAUUUCCAGAUGUUGCUAGAGAAUUUGACACAUGGUGGACAGAACUGCGACUACAUCUAGAUACGACUGAAUAUAUCUACAAAUUACUGGCACUGUAUAAGCGACUAGAGCUGCUGGUCUGUGUCAUUUAUGCAUUUAUGUUCAAUGGCUGUGAUGCAUCAUGUGAUAUAGCCUGA